Messenger RNA from Monoraphidium neglectum, 2328 nucleotides. RefSeq lists its product as hypothetical. The transcript is spliced from 4 exons. The coding region runs from base 1 to 2328 and encodes 775 amino acids. NCBI's taxonomy places the organism in Eukaryota, Viridiplantae, Chlorophyta, Chlorophyceae, Sphaeropleales, Selenastraceae. The record is from RefSeq and is a predicted model, not a curated record.
AUGCCGCCUCCUAGCAGGGGCCAGCCAAUCCCUCCACAGCGGCGUCAGCGCGCCGCCAUCGGCGCUGACGCGCAAGCCGCACGCGAUCAGCAGCAGCUUGCGGCUGGCGGCGUGGCCAUGGACCGCAAGGCCUUUACCGCGAGGCUGGUGCAGGAGAUCAGGCAGAUGGAGGGGCGGCAGGCAGGCCGGGGCGAGCGGGAGCUGGCUGACUCUGCGUGGCGGAAGCUUCAGUACGACUUCCCAUUGGUAGCGGGCGACGAGCUGGCGGCACUGCUGGCGGUGUUCAGGCGAUCGCUGCAAGGCAAGGGCGGGUGGCCGCCCUACCAGCUCACGCGAAUCUUUAUUGACAACAUCACCAGCGGCGCCAGGUCCCCCGCGCCGUCAGCAGCGCCGGCGACGGCGGCCGCGGCGGCAGCUGCGGGCAGCAGCGAGAGCGCCCUUGGCGGGCCGCCCGCUGAUGCAGCAGGGGCGCCGGGCGCCGCACCUGCGGCGGAGGCGUCCCUACAGGUCGCCCCCGGCGCGCCCGCGCCGGGCGGCGCGGCGUUGCGGCUGCAGCAGCGGCAACUGCACCAGCGGCUGUGCGCUGCAGUGCUGCUGCUCCUCCUGGGGAAGCUCGUCGCUGCGCCAGAGCGGGAAGCAUGGCGCCACCUCGCAGCGUACGAGCUUGAGGCCCCUGGGCCCACAGGAGCGGGUGAUAACAACGAUGACGAGGCGGCGGCAAUUAGUAGCACAGGCGCAGCGGACGACAGGGUCGCGGCGGCGCUCGCGCAGAUGCAGCGGCGGCACGGGCAGCAGCGGGGCGCAGCGGGCGGCGCGGCGCGGCCGGCCGAGGUUGCUGAGGCAGAGGUCGUCGUGGAGGCCGAGGUUCAGGACGGCGACGACGAGGCGUACGAGGAUAUCGAGCCGCCGCCGUGCCCGGGCGUUUUGGGGCCAAACGGCCUGGGCAGGGGCGCGCCGGGCGGCAGUCUGGGCUGGGGCGGGCAGGCAGAGGCAGCUUGCGAGCGUGAUUACGAGUGGCCGGCGCUGCGGGGGCGGCUGUUGGACCUGGGCUCGCGACUGGACUACUCUGUACUGUCGGACGGCGGUGUAUGGGUCCCCAGCAGCAGCGACGGCGGCGGCGCGGGCGCCGGCGCCGAGUUGUUCGGCCUGCUGCGCGCGCUGGGCGUGCACCCGCGCGCCGACGAGCUCGCUCCGCUGCAGCACUCGGCGGUGGCGGUCGUGGUGGAGCGCGUCGCCGCGGAGCCACAUGAGAUGCAGCUGCUGCCGCAGCUUUGGGAGGCGCUGGGGGUCGCCGGCGCGGCGGGCGCGGCGGCCGGGUCGGGCGGGCCGCUGUCGGCCGAGGCGCUCGCCGCGCUGGGCGCCGCGGCAGCGCUGCGCCAGCGGCUGCCCGGCGCCGGCGCACGCGGGCGGCUGCGGGCGGCGGUGCACGCGCACCUGCUGCCGCUUAUGGAGCGCUCGCUCGAGCUGCUAGGCUACGGCCACGGCGGCGGCGGCGGCGGCCUUCUAAAGGCCACGCCUGGGCCUGGUGCGGGCGGUGCGGAAGGCGAGCGGUUGGCGCAGGCGCUCGUGCUUUCGUAUCUGUGUGAAGCGUACGUUUUGGACCGCCCCCGCGGCUGCGACGCGGGCGCGGCGCUGGCGAGCAGCGGCGUGCUGCGGAGCCUGGUGCAGCUGUUUGUGGCGCACGCGGCGACGCCGGCGGCCGAGCCGAUCAGGCGCGCGCUGCUGCUGGCGUGCGCAUCGUCAUCCCACGCGUGCGAUUGGGCGCUCGCCGUGCCCGCCUGCCGCCAAGCCCUGGAGCUGUCGGCUUUUGAGGCUGGGGCCGCUUUGGAGGCGCACGGAGCUGCGUGGCAGCUGCUGACCAGCGGCGGCAGCAGCGCAGUGGCAGAGGCGGUGCUGUCAGGGGCCGCGGCGCCCGACGCGGCGCCCGCCGCCCUGGCGCGCGCACACGCACUGCUGCAGCUGGUGGCAGACGCCCGCGCGGCAGCCCGCGACAGCGGCCGGGGGGUGGUCCUGCCGGGCUCGGCCCUGGAGGCCGCGCUACGGCGCCUCGCGGCGGCGCUGCGGGAGGCUUCCAGCAGCGGCGGUGGGCCGCAGCGGCGGCCGUCUAGUGGCUGCGAUGAUGGGCGCGAGGGCCGCGGCGGGGGCGACGGCGAGGCGCAUGAUGAUGAGGAUGAUGAGGGGCAGAAGGAGAAGAGGCUCGGAGGCGUUCCGCGCGGAGACCUUGACCAGCGGCUCGCGCGGCAGCUGCACCCGGCCUGCCUCAAACUGCUGAAACAGCUCCUCGCGCCGCCGGCCGCUGGCGGCGGUGGUGGCGGCAAGACCGACUGA